UGUGUGAGCGCUGAAUGCGUUUCUAUGCGAGUGUGUGUGUGUGUGUGUGUGUGUGUGUGUGUGUGUGUGAUCGCUGGGUGGAGCAGCAGUGUACGGCAGGUCUCGUCUCGUCUCUCAUUGCGGCGGCUGGAGAUCAUCGAGCGGCGGCGGAAUGUCGCUCCGCUGUCCGUGUGCGUGAAGAGCAGGUGGAGGAAGAAGAGGAGGAGGAGGAAGAUGAUGGAGGAAUCCGACAGCAUCCCCUGCUCCGCGGAGGACGGACUCCUGUCGAGCUGGAGAUGGAACAGAACCGCCAGGGACCAGGUCCAGAUCAAGCAGAAGAUCCGAGAUCUGCCCGGAUUGUUAAAGCACGGACUGAACCUGCGCAAAAAGAGCCAGUCACCUGACACCAUCCCAGGACCCAGCACAGGUGUCACACCCAAACCCAAGACGUGUUCUCAGAGUUUUCCCUGUGCUGGACGUGCGCUGAGAAACGCCUUUCUGUCUCAUGGACCGUAUCCAGCUAAAGACAAGAUCCACCUGGCCAGGAUCAUCAGGAGGAGUUAUGUGGGUGUGGAGCUGGUCCAGUGGCUGCUGGAGCAGUGUGUGUCGGUUCAGUGCAGGUUAAUGGCGUCUCGUGUCUGGCAGGUUCUGCUGGAGCUGGGGAUCCUGCACUCAGUCGACCAGCGGCUGGUGUUUGAAGACUCCAACACAUAUUACCAGUUCUCGUUCGAGGAGUGCGACGCUCAGGGCUGUGAAUUUCGCAGCGAGGAGGAAUGGCAGAACGGCGUCCGUCUUCUGCUUCAGCUCGUCCCUUACGUCCAGUUCAGGGUCGUCAGCCCGUGAGUACUGUGCAGACAUGCAUCUCAUGUGUGUUCCUGUGGCUCGGUGGUAGAGCGUUGUGUUAGCAGUGCAGAAGGUCAUGGGUUCAA
Carassius auratus (goldfish) is the source of this 908-nucleotide messenger RNA. RefSeq names its product rap guanine nucleotide exchange factor 4-like. Gene Ontology annotation, biological process: intracellular signal transduction. The record is from RefSeq and is a predicted model, not a curated record. Lineage: Eukaryota; Metazoa; Chordata; Actinopteri; Cypriniformes; Cyprinidae. Bases 25 to 822 code for a protein of 265 amino acids. The transcript has 5 exons.